AUGCGAUAUUUAAAACGUGUCUGGAAGCUACGAUUUUUGCAGUUCAUUGCUGUACUGGGAUUGCUAUGGAUGCUUUCCCUACUUAGUCAACUGAAAAUAGGCAGAAGUGCUGCCUACAUCCUCAGGUAUAAAUGGCUAGAGUAUACCAAUGAUGAUGAGAGCCCAGAGAAAGUUUGCAACUGCUCAGCAAUCCUGCAGGGAGAGAAGGAGGCAUUGCAGCAAGCCAAAUUAUUGACCAUCAGCAAAGACUUUCAGAAGAGUAUUCAGAUUCCUGAUGAGUAUUACAUCAAUGCAACCCAAGACUGCAGGAAAUUCCAAAUAAACAGGAAAUACAUAACAUUCCCGUUAAGCAAGGAAGUAGAGGAGUUUCCUCUGGCUUACUCUAUGGUUGUCCAUCACAAGGUGCAGAACUUUGAGCGACUACUGCGAGCUAUCUACGCACCUCAAAAUAUUUAUUGUAUCCAUGUGGACAAAAAAGCACCGUCCUCAGUCUUUGCUGCCAUCAAGGCCAUUACUUCCUGUUUCCCAAAUGUGUUGGCAUGA
Pelmatolapia mariae (spotted tilapia) is the source of this 543-nucleotide messenger RNA. Its product is annotated as beta-1,3-galactosyl-O-glycosyl-glycoprotein beta-1,6-N-acetylglucosaminyltransferase 3-like. Lineage: Eukaryota; Metazoa; Chordata; Actinopteri; Cichliformes; Cichlidae. The coding region runs from base 1 to 543 and encodes 180 amino acids. The transcript has 3 exons. Gene Ontology annotation, molecular function: beta-1,3-galactosyl-O-glycosyl-glycoprotein beta-1,6-N-acetylglucosaminyltransferase activity. The record is from RefSeq and is a predicted model, not a curated record. Gene Ontology annotation, cellular component: membrane.